Hemicordylus capensis (graceful crag lizard) is the source of this 4153-nucleotide messenger RNA. RefSeq names its product zinc finger protein 501-like. Gene Ontology annotation, cellular component: nucleus. Gene Ontology annotation, molecular function: RNA polymerase II cis-regulatory region sequence-specific DNA binding; DNA-binding transcription factor activity, RNA polymerase II-specific. The transcript is spliced from 5 exons. Gene Ontology annotation, biological process: central nervous system development; regulation of transcription by RNA polymerase II. The coding region runs from base 41 to 1507 and encodes 488 amino acids. The record is from RefSeq and is a predicted model, not a curated record. NCBI's taxonomy places the organism in Eukaryota, Metazoa, Chordata, Lepidosauria, Squamata, Cordylidae.
UACAGCUGCUGGCAAGCAAAAGAAAACUAUAACUCCCAGAAUGCCUUGCAUUCAAACAGGAAGGGAGGGGGGAGGACAGCAAACCCAAGCAGCCCUUUGGUUUUCCGGCUGCCAGAUUGAAUCUGACUUGUCAGAAGGUUUGGAGCACAAAGGCAGGUCUUUGCUCCCAAAGUGCAGAAUGUCAUUCUUAUUCCCAUCUGGAUUAUCUCUGCCUUCAAGGGAAAGGGCUGCAGCAGAGCCAAUGCUGGGCCUGGUUACUUUUGAAGAUGUGGCUGUUUAUUUCACAGAAGAACAGGCAGGCAUUUUGGAUCCAGGCCAAAGAGCCUUGUACAGGGAUGUCAUGCUGGAGAAUUAUGGCAAUGUGGCCUCGUUGGACACUUCUCCAGUUUGCAAACCUGACCUAAUCUCCCGGCUGGAACGAGGGGAGGAUCCAUGGGUCCUCGAUUCUCAGAGUUUGGAUGAAGUGGAGGUCUCUGUUAUCCACUCCGGUCACUUCAGGAGGAAGCAUUUAUGUCUAGAGUGCGGUCAAUGCUUUACUCGAAAAUCAUCCCUCACUAGACACCAGAGAAUCCACACAGGAGAGAAACCAUACAACUGCUUGGCAUGUGGGAAAAUUUUUUCUCAACACUUUGAACUCGUGAGCCACCAAAAAGUCCACCUGGAAGAGAAACCAUAUCAGUGCUGGGAGUGCGGGAAGUGUUUUGUUUACAAAUCAAAACUCAUUGUGCAUCGGAGGGCCCACACAGGAGAGAAACCCUACAAGUGCCGGGAAUGUGAUAAAUGUUUUGCGUACAAAUCAUGCCUUGUGAGUCACCGGAGGCUGCACACAGGAGAGAAGCCCUACGAAUGUUUGGACUGUGGGAAAUGUUUUGCUCAGCAGUCAGCGUUUGUGAUUCACCAGAGGAUCCACACGGGAGAAAAACCUUAUAAAUGCACCGAGUGCUGGAAAUGUUUUCCUCAACUAUCGGACCUCGUGAACCACCGGAGGGUUCACACCGGAGAAAAGCCCUAUAACUGUUUGGAAUGUGGAAAAUCUUUUGCUCAGUGUUCAGCCCUUGUGAUACACCACAGAGUCCACAUUGGAGAGAAACCCUAUACCUGUUUGGAAUGUGGGAAAGGUUUCCCUCAGCAAUCAGAGCUUGUGAAACAUUGGAGAAUCCACACGGGAGAAAAACCCUACACGUGCUUGGAGUGUGGGAAAUGUUUCCUUCAACAAGCACACCUCAGUGGGCACCAGAGAAUCCACUCAGGUGAAAAACCUUACAGCUGUGGGGAGUGUGGGAAAAGUUUUGCUGACAAAUCGAACCUUGUGAAUCACCAGAGAAUCCACACAGGGGAGAGACCUUUUAAUUGCACUGAAUGUGGGAAAUCGUUUGGCCAAAAAUCACACCUUGUGAGGCACCAGAGAGUCCACACGGGAGAGAAACCCUAUAACUGCACAGAGUGUGGGAAAUCUUUUGGCCAAAAAUCAAAUCUUUUGAUGCAUCAGAAAGUCCAUUUGGGAUAGAACCUGAAAAUAUGCUCUUUUAAAUCUGAAAUGCCAAAUUCCUUCUUAAAGAGAUGUUUUCUCCACAUAAGAGAAGCCAUUGGCUUGGGAAUCUCCAAGACCUUAGUCUUCAUUGGGCUAAGAUGAAGGGACGGCCCAGCGUUAUUUCCCUGUGAACAUAAGGAAUGGGUAGCAACUUGCCCUACAGUGUUGCAACCAACUGGUGGUUGCUCUGUGGUGGCAGUGGUGAGGGGAAGGACAAUGUGCCCACAGACAUUGGACUGAGGCAUGCUGGGAAGUCAUGUUAUCUCCCAGGAAAAACAGCACAGCAGGAACAGCAGCACUCCUGCUAACCGGGCAAGAAGGCACCUUUCAAAGUCAUUAUUCUCUUUACAUUUAGCAGGCGGAGAGCAACUGGCUCCAUCCAACCCCAGCACAGCGUCAUAGGAACAAAGGAAGCUGCUUUACACCAAGUCAGACCCUUGAUCCAUCUAGCUCAGUUAUGGUCUACACGGACUGACAGCCACUCUCCAGGGUUUCAGGCAGAGGUCCUUCCCACCACUUCCUCAAGAAGCCAGGGGUUGAAUCUGGGACCUUCUGUGCACGCAAAGCUGAGCUUACGCCCCCAUCCCUCCAGUUGCUGGGGGUCUACUUUUUUUCUUUUUAGACUGCCAUCACUUUGGGGACAGGGAGCCUUCUUAUUAUUGUGCUAUGUAAACCACUUUGAGAACUUUGGGGGUUUUUUGGUUGAAAAGUGGUUUAUCAGUCGUGGUAGUUGUACUUAAUAGUAGUAGCUUUGGCUUAUCUAUUGGCCAGAGGACUGGCAACUGGGGGAUUUUUCUUCUCCUCGUACCAGAAAACCUGGUUCAGCUCUCUAUUUCCCUCUGGUUUGCAGAGGUGAGCGGGGGAAAUAAUCUGGCUUCAUUCACCAGUUGGAGGACCAUGGGCUGCUGGGUAGUUGUGUAUGGAUCUGUACCUGUGUUCAACAUAAUAAUCUGGCUUCAUUCACCAGUUGAAUUAAAUGAAUGAAUGAAUGAAUGAAAUAAAGUAAGUCUGGAUAGGGCUUUUAUGUGGUACAGAUCUGCACACAGGUAUACUGAACAUGCAAUGUAUGUUUGCACAUUAUGUUCAAUACUCGUAUUAGUAUACAGUGCGCACAGGUACCCUUAUGCACACAUUAUGUUGAACGCAGAUACAGCAGGACAUAUUUUUGCACCGAGUUUCACUGCACCCAGUUUCACCCAGCCUGCAUCCAGCUUCACUUUUAAAAUGAACACAGGUACAGUCAUUCACACAAAAACGUGUGCGUUUGUGUGUACAGACAUCACCAGUAUUAGAUACCAUAUCUACCUGAAGGGAAAAGGGCCUUGAAUUAAAGAUGACCUCCAGUUAAAUUACACUACUUGUGGGGGGAACCCUAGUCGGUCUUCCAGGUAAAUAGUGAAUAUCCUGCAUUUGCUGAUGCUCAAAUGAUUCAAUAAAGUAUUGAAUUCCUGUAACUCCUGUUGUGUCCUCUAUUGGCUCUCAUUCUGGUUAAAUGAGGCAGGCUAAAGCAAUUGGAUUGAUGAUACCUGCUGUCUUGGUUCUUGGACAGAUGGGAGUGGUGAGGUAAACAUAAUAUAAAAUAAAAACAAUAUAUCCCAUUCAAAAUUUUGCUCAUGCACAUGCUUAGAAAGCAUUUAUCUGCUAACCCCUGCUAACUUGGCAAAGAGGCACCUUUUAACAUGGUGGUUCUCUUUAUUUAGCAGGAGGAGAGUAACUGGCCCUAUCCACCCCCAACACAGUACCCCCAGCACAGUAGCUCCAGUGACUGUUGCUGGUGUCUAUCUUACGUUUCUUUUUAGAUUGUGUGCCCUUUGGGGACAGGGAUCCAUCUUAUUUAUUUGUUAUUUCUCUACAUAAACCGCCUGGAGCCAUUUUUGGAAGGGUGGUAUAGAAAUCGAAUACAUUAAUAAAAUUUACAAGACUCUAUAUGCACCCCAGAUAAGUUUCCAGGAUUUGGUUGGAGAAAUUUUCAUUUCCUCAUACCUUGUGGCAGCAGGGGAGGACUGCCACUGGUCUUUUAACUGCACCUUAGGAUAGGGGUUUUCAGCCAGGAGUACUUGAACCUUGGGGGUACUUCAAAGUCUUCUGCCUCCCUGAGUUGCUUGCACUGGCUCCCUCUCCAAGAGGGGAGGAGGGAGGAGUGUCAGGCAGCAUCCCUCCCUCCUUCUCUCCAUGUGACUGGCUGGGUAGGUGCUCAGAAUCAGCCUAUCCCUCCCGCAGCCUGAUAGGCUCAGCAGUAAGGGAAAUGCUGGCUGAUGCUUAGCCAAUCACAUGGACAGGAGGAGAGAGAGGUGGGGCCAAGUCAGGGGUCAAUUUUGAGAAACUUCUUAAAAAUGAGGGGACUGCUAAGAAGGAAGUUGAAAGGGAAAGUCAGGAGGGUCAAAUUGAAAAUGAGGUGGCUCCCAGUAGAGGCAUGGAACACAGCAGCAUUUGACAUCUCACUUCAGAUGCUGCAAUACCUUUGACCACCCCUGCUCCCAAGCCUUUUAAGGUUCUUAGUCUUUAACUUCCUGUUUUAAUGGUUGUGUUUAUGUUGUGCUUUAAACUGCCUUGGUAACAUUUCAUUUGAAAGGUGGUCUGUACUUGAAAUCAAUAAAUGAAAUGUGAAACAUAUAAAACUCA